Molecule: messenger RNA, 2397 nt
Organism: Dermacentor albipictus
Lineage: Eukaryota; Metazoa; Arthropoda; Arachnida; Ixodida; Ixodidae
Gene: ringer
Product: tubulin polymerization-promoting protein ringmaker
Biological process (GO): microtubule bundle formation; positive regulation of protein polymerization; microtubule polymerization
Cellular component (GO): microtubule
Molecular function (GO): tubulin binding
Source: RefSeq, a predicted model, not a curated record
GAGACGCUGGGGGCUUCGAGCGAGCAUCCGCCGGACGACGCUCGUGCGUGGCGACAAAGAGGCCGGCGAGGAGCCGCGCGCGCGGGCGUUAGGAGUCUUCGACGCGGCCACUGCGCACCUGGGUCGACCCGGUCGCCUGGCCACCGGAAGCGGGCCUACUCGAGAGAAAGCGGCACAUCGGUCGCCGACGCGCGCGGAGAGCGAUGAGCAAGGUGCGCAAGACCGACGCGGCGCCCAGGCGUGAUUCGAGGCGCAUGCAAGUGCUCAUGGUAGAGGACUUCGACGUGGCGCCGUCGUCCGUCGAAGAGGACGCGCCCCGGCGCCGGGAGGCGGACAACGGCGGCGGCCCCGCCUCGGACUCCGACGUCGAGGAAAACUGCUCGGGCGACGAGCGGCCGUGCAGGUCGACCGCCGUCGUCGACGACGAGGUCCACUGGCCGCUGGGCGUGCUCCAGGAGCAGUUCCACAUCCUCCAGGAGCGCAUUGUGGACGAAGUGCGGAGGGUGAUGAGGGAGGAGUUCUACGAAAUGCGCAUGUCCAUGGCGACGCCGCCGGAAUCGCCCGCGCCGGGCUCGCCGGUGCCGCCGACGUCGUUCGACGGCCAGUUCAAGGCGUUCGCAAAGUUUGGCGACAGCAAGAGCACAGGCGACGCCAUCACGCUCUCCAACAGCGACAAGUGGUUCAAGCAGGCCAAGGUCAUCGACGGCAAAAAGAUCACCACCACCGACACCGGCAUCUACUUCAAGCAGGUCGCCAAGACGAAGAAGGCGCUGAACCUGAAAGAAUACCAACAGUUCCUGGAGGUGAUAGCGAAAAACAAGAAGGUCGAGGUGGAAGAGAUCAAGGACAAGCUGAGCACGUGCGGUCCGCCAGCCACCACACGCACCACGCCCGUGGCCACGGGCGGCGCCGUGGCUCGGCUAACGGACCACACCAAGUACACGGGCACCCACAAGCAGCGCUUCGACGAGGCCGGCAAGGGUCGGGGCAAGGAGGGCCGCCAGGACGUCCCCUCGGAGUCGGGCUACGUGAGCGGCUACAAGGACGAGGGCAACUACAACAAGACCCACUGAAGGCGCCCGCCGCGCUCGCGGACACACCGCCCCGUCCGGAAGCGCGGACACGCAUGGCGCCCAGUGCAGCGAGCGACGUCCCGCUGUCCACAGACGAGCCUGCAGGAGGCGACGUUGCAUCACGCGCGCCCUGCUUGCGCCACUCAAUGCCACUUUCUAAACCUUUUUUCUUUUCGGUUUGAAAACUGUGAUUCACGCUUAUCAGGCCUCAGCCGCUUGGUGCAGGGAUACGCGUACAGCGCUCACGGCACGCAUCGGCUUAACUGUUUAGAAACGAGCGCCUUCCCUGCAAAGGUGAUCGAGAGGCACAGUUUCUCAAAGGUGGUUCACAUGACGCUGUAAAGUGCUCCGGUACGGCCGGCAUUAGGCUAAACUGGAACGGAGAACGCUGCGGGAAAGGUCACACCCUUAACGUAACACAUUUACGCCUUAGUCAUCCUGUCUCCUACGAAGCUCGUUAUCAGAAACUAACCCGCAUUUUAAAAAGAAAAAAUAUAACUUUCUAGAGUGCUAUACCCAGCUACCGUCUGGCGCAGAAACGGGCAAACGUUGACAUCUAGAGUGCCGUCGUCCGCAUGAAUGUCUCCUUCCUCGAGGUUUGAAUGGAGCCACUGCCCCGCAUGUACUUGCUGUGUUGCAGCCGCUUAUCCUGCACACAGAAGCCUGUCAGUGUUUGCUAGCUGCGGUUUCACUUUCUGCAACGGCGAGAAUUCAGUUCAGAAAAACUGGUGAGAAUAUAUGCUAAGGGACCGUUGAAUGGGAAGCAGCGACUAAGCAUGGUAAGUUAAGCGAAGGAAGCACACUUGAAUCGCUUCACCAUCAUUUUUUCAGUAAUAUUGCACCAUUUUUAUCUUUUGUUUACUCUGCGCGGGAAAAGAAAAAGCAUCAGCCAUUUACAAUGCUUCCUUAACAACAAACCUCUCGUGUUGCCAAACUGAGACGCCUCCCAGAUUCCAUCGGCCAGACCAACAAGAAGAAUACCUGGAUGCCAUUGUUUAUAGGGUCUAUAGUUAACGUGCUUCCUUACCUAACUGCCUAACUUCAAGUUCAGAAAGUGGGAGCGUAGCGUUUAAGAUGAGCCUCACUCAUUUGUUCACAGCUAUAUAUACAGUGUCAACGCUUCUCUUGGUAGCAGGCUGUAAGACGGGAUAGUGUCAUUUUUCUGUACAUCAAAUUGCGGCUUACAUAGUGACGCCACACAAGAUUUUUAUACGAAGUUCUUACAGCUGACUUACACCCCUGUUCAGUGUUUAUUCAAGCUGUGUAAUUUCAUUGUUGUCGCUGUAGCGUUCAAUAAAAAAGUGAACCGUAUCGUGCAUCAACA